Gossypium arboreum is the source of this 767-nucleotide messenger RNA. RefSeq lists its product as uncharacterized. The coding region runs from base 71 to 553 and encodes 160 amino acids. Lineage: Eukaryota; Viridiplantae; Streptophyta; Magnoliopsida; Malvales; Malvaceae. The transcript has a single exon. The record is from RefSeq and is a predicted model, not a curated record. Gene Ontology annotation, molecular function: ubiquitin protein ligase activity. Gene Ontology annotation, biological process: protein ubiquitination.
AAAUAACCCUUCAUUUCCCACCCUUUUCUAACCCAUCUCAUUUCUCCCAAAAACAAAAACCCAUAUCGCAAUGUUUGCUUCAUCAUAUUCAUCACUUUCUUUCCACCACUCAACCAUGGCGAUUGACAAACUAGGAAAGUACUUGGUUUCUCUUCUUUCAAUGUUUUCGGUUGUGAAAUGGGCCUGGCAUUUGUUGCUUCGUUACUGUUUGUUCCCUUAUCAAAUACCUGCACCCAUUGGUGGCGAAGAUUUCAAGCUAGGGUGCCGGAAUUACAGCUGCAAGCAAGGCGCGGGUGAUGAUGAAGAAGAAGUUGAAUGUGCUAUAUGUUUAUGUAAGAUCGACGAAGACGAUGAGAUUCCAGAGUUGAGAUGUGACCAUGUUUUCCAUAAAGUUUGCUUGGAUAGAUGGGUCGGAUACCGGCAUUCCACCUGCCCUCUCUGUCGCACUUCUUUAACAGCUCCCCGGCAACUAGUUUCCGGCAUGGAAGUCCUCCUUUUCAAAUAUUGUUGUUUGGAUGAUAGCAGGCAGCGUGAGACCUGGUGGCUGCGAUAGGUUAAAAUAGCUACCGUGAUAUUGCGGCAGUUGAAGUUGUAUUUAUUUAUUGACCGUAAUUGAUUGUAAUACAUUCAUUAUAUGGGACAAGCUCAAUGUAUAUAAAAGGCCAAGGGGUUUGGCAUCCAAAUAUAAUUACUUUACUCAUGGAAGAGCCCUUGACUUUUUAAAGUUUUGAAAUCCAAGAAAGGCCAAUUCCAUACGGAUCCAACAA